AUGAAGCUACCCAGAGCUUGCUUUCUUCUGGUCUCGGUGCUCCUGGCUCCAGCCAAAGCCUCGCCAUGGUUCGGUACUAAGUAUAUUGCUGUUGUCGAGACUGUCGCAGUAGAAGGCUAUACAGGGAAAUAUCUCACAGAGGACCCUAUCAUGCGCACGAAGACGGUCGAAAUCUCCCCGACAGUCACAAACCCAUCUGUGAUCUCCUCAUACACUGAGACUGAAGGCUACAGUAGCGAGGUCACGGCUCUCAAUUUGGUCGUGGAGUCAACAGCUGGCGUCCCUGUUACAGCCAAUCACUACGUGGAUUACUAUGUCAGCGUCACAUACACGGCUCCAUCAUCAUGCAGUUAUACAACAAAGCAAUCGCUGACCACAACCAUCCCUGUGUAUGUGCCAUAUGACGCCAAUGGCAUUGUGGACCCAAUCUGGAUAAAAACGACAACGGAGCACUAUUCCUACAUCACGGGGGCCUACACAGAGGUAAAUGGGCUAUUGGAUCCUACAGCUAUUCCGGCGAGCAUAUUUUCCUCUGCAAGCUCGCAAUACAUGCCGGCAUAUUACACGUCCUGCUACAGCUAUUAUGCCGACUCUGAUUCCAAUUCGGGAGACUCGGACAGCACUGGAUAUGGCAGCGGCGGAGACUCCUCUUAUUAUAAUUGCAAGGAGUUCACCUGGAACGCUGGGAAUUCUGUUAUUGGGGGCGGCUAUUGUUGCUUUGACGGGUGUCACUACACCUGGGGGAUUACACCGUGGGCUAUUGCCUUGGCCGUUAUCUUCAGCUGGUUCGGCCUAUGCACCAUCAUCGGUUUCGUCGAGAGCUGGUUCAUCUACAGGCGCGCUAUGCUCGGUGGGAAAGUUCGCCGCGGUUUCCCAUACGCAUUCGCCUGUUCAUUUCCAAUCCUCUCCUGUCUAUCCCUGCUCUCGGUGAAGAGAUACCCAGCCAAAACCCCCGAUCAACAAGCUUUCCUAGCAGCCCGCUGGACAGAGAUGUCAUCCGGAACGAAGUUCAGCUCUUGGUUGAAUAGCUUCUUUAAGAGACGCGACCCAACCGCUGAGACCCUCGGUAUUACCGCCCCAAUGACAGCUCAUAUAUCAUAUCUGCCUCCGGAUCAGACCCAAGUGUAUUCCCCAGCUGGUGGACCAGAUGGGAACGGCAUUCCACCUAUGAGUACUCCGUCUCCUCACCAAGGGCAGGCGUCAACGGAUACGCCGAGAGGCGAGGAGCUGGAUGCUGAGCCCAAGACUAUCGCUGUUAAUGAAGCUGAGCGAAAUGAAAGGGCACAGUAG
Penicillium waksmanii is the source of this 1290-nucleotide messenger RNA. RefSeq lists its product as uncharacterized. Bases 1 to 1290 code for a protein of 429 amino acids. The transcript has a single exon. Lineage: Eukaryota; Fungi; Ascomycota; Eurotiomycetes; Eurotiales; Aspergillaceae. The record is from RefSeq and is a predicted model, not a curated record.